Molecule: messenger RNA, 1724 nt
Organism: Condylura cristata (star-nosed mole)
Lineage: Eukaryota; Metazoa; Chordata; Mammalia; Eulipotyphla; Talpidae
Gene: TMEM186
Product: transmembrane protein 186
Exons: 2
Coding region: 46-711 (221 amino acids)
Cellular component (GO): mitochondrion
Source: RefSeq, a predicted model, not a curated record
CCGGGAGGUCGGUGGGAUUCACCUCCGGCAGCCUCCGGCGGGGCCAUGGCUGCUCUCCUGCGCACUGUGGCACGGUGGCCAGGGCCAGCUGCGAGGGCCAGGCCUCUCUGUGGACUGUGGUGCUGCAAUGCAUGGGACCCUAGGAGGCUGCUGGGGAGCGGGUCACCCACCUCAAGGGAGAACGCCCCCAGCCCUGAAGCGGAGAAGUUCCAGGUGGUCUACCGGUUCGAUGCCAUCAGAGCCUUUGGGGUCUUGUCCCAGCUGAAGGUGGCGCAGACGGCCCUGACAGUGGUGGCCCUGCCUCCUGGCUGCUACUGGUACUCCCAGGGCCUCAUGACUCUCGACAGCCUGUGCCUUGCGGGCGGAGUAGCCGGCUUCGCCCUGACCAUGCUGUGCUGGAUGAGCUAUUUCUUCCGGAGGUUGGUGGGCAUCCUGUACGUCAACGAGGCAGGCACUGUGCUGCGCGUGGCCCACCUGACCUUCUGGGGCUGGCGGCAGGACACAUACUGCCCAGUGGCCGACGUGAUCCCCUUCACGGAGAGCCAGGACCAGCCCCAGGAGCUGUUCAUGCGGAUCCGGCAGUACAGUGGGAAGCAGACCUUCUACCUCACGCUUCGCUAUGGGCGCAUCCUGGACAGAGAGCGUUUCACCGAGGUGUUUGGGUUGCUGGACGCUCGCAAGGGACCCGCUGGGCGACAGGCUGCCCGGUAGCCCUCGGGCGCCGGCCCUCUGAUGGGAGGGAGGCGGGAGGACAGGGCUGGGCAGACUUGGCCAGGGCUCCUGGACCUGUCUGUCAGGAUGAGAAGAUUUGCGGGGCAGAUACCAGCAACUGGGCUUUGAAGGAGUCCUUCGUGCACAUUCUGUCUGCACUGUGUGCUGUUUGGCGGGGGGGUGACCACAAGUUUGUGUUCAGGGCUUGCAGGAAGCUGUGCCAGGCUCGCUCACAGUACAGUGCUGUGAGGCCCGGAGGCAGGAUGGCAGGGGCGCAUACAGCUGGCAGUUAGACGGCUCAGCUCCUUCACACCUCCCUGGCUGGGGCAGACUAGUGAGUCCCUCCACCUGGGUCUUCACAGGAAAUGACAGAUCCGCCACCUGGGAUGGGUGUGAAAAUAAUCGUUGGCAAGGGCUUUGGCUGCUCCACAGCCAGGGGCCAAUGUCAAGCUGUAGUUCGGGGUGACGGUGUGGGAACAUCCUCCAGGCUGGCAGAGGGGUGUUCUGAGCCCCAGGUGAUCCCAUCCCUCCCCCGUAGUGGAAGCACAGAGGAGGGACUGGGGUCCCCGGCCAGGGUGGGGACGGUGCCACAGCACUACUGGUGAUGCAUGUUUGUCGCGCAGUGCAUCAGGGAGUGAGGGGAAGGCACGUGGUCUUCCUGAUUCUGCCCCUCAGAAGCCAGUAGCUAAAGGUCACGCAGCUUCCCAUCUUUAAUUAACACGUGCCUACUCAAUUCAUCCUUUAAUGUACAUUCAGUGAUGUUAAGUACAUUCACAGUGUUGUGCAAACAUCACCACUGUCAUUUCCAGAAUUUUUCGUCACCCCAGACAGAAACACUGCACCCAUGAAGCAGUGGCUCCCCACCUUUUGCUGAGGGGAGGUUCCUGCACCCGAUCUUGGUCACUGUGGGAAACUUGGGGAUUAGAGGAAGGAGAGAAAGGUGGACAUUGGAGAGAGUAAGAACAAGAGGAGACGGCUUCUUUAGAUGCAUUUUUAAAUUAAAGACGCAAAUG